This is a messenger RNA of Mycosarcoma maydis (corn smut), 3345 nucleotides long. RefSeq lists its product as uncharacterized. Gene Ontology annotation, molecular function: nucleic acid binding. The coding region runs from base 1 to 3345 and encodes 1114 amino acids. The record is from RefSeq and is a predicted model, not a curated record. NCBI's taxonomy places the organism in Eukaryota, Fungi, Basidiomycota, Ustilaginomycetes, Ustilaginales. The transcript has a single exon.
AUGCCCACCGCCACAAAACGUAGGCAGCAGCUUGCUCCGCUUGCAAAGCGACAACCAUCCGCUUCCGCUCGCUCCGAAUCCGGCCUCUCACGACGCUCCUCUGUAGGUUCCUUCAAGACUGCCACUGGUGACUCCAACUAUACCCGCGCCAUCUCUGCUUCCGAGGACGACGAUGAUGACGACGACCAAGAACAAGACGAACAAGACCAAGACGAUCAAGAACCUCUCCAAGACCAAGCCGACGACGCAGAUGAUACCCAGACGGUUCCUCGUCACCAUCCCGACCAAGCCGAGUCCAGCGAAGAGUCGGACGAAUCACCGGACAUCUUCCAUAAGAACAGCGAUACCAGCACCAUUCACAAAUCUCCUCCCACCUCUCAAGACGAUGUUGAAUCUAACGAUGCUCCCCGAAAGCAUGACCGUACUCCUCCGCGCUCCAAACCUUCCCGCAACACGCUUCUCGCUCCGGAUGAUGCGCUUACCCCAACCAACGGCCGUGCCGACCGCAAAAGCGUUCGUGCGUCCCAUGCUAGCCAUCUCACUCUUCCCUCCCAGCGCUCGGACGCAGCCGACUACCGCGAUGCUUCCAAGCGUCUUAGCAAGAUAUCCACUUCCACCUACAAUCCUCGCAGCAGAGCCCCCUCCCGCACAGCCAGUCUCCUGGACCCUUACUCGCCUGAAACCGAAAUGCGCGAUGCGCGCUAUCGCUCCGUCUCGGAACGAGGCGGUGGCAGGCUCAGCCGCCUCUUGCCCGCCGCCUCGCUACGUGACUUUGGCGGCUCUGUGCGCAACUCAUUUCAAUCUCAGCGAGACCUCUCGAGCCGCUAUGCUUCCAGCUACAUCGAGCCUCGAGCCUCUUCCAACAGGGAGAUGCUUGCAUCCCCCGCUGCCGGCAUCCACCAUCGCGACUCUGACCGCCUCAGCAUCGCAUCGCGCGCCACCGCUCGAAGACCCGCUUCAAUCGCUUCCAAGAUGCUCGACGCCGACACUCAGGUCUAUCCCGGCACACGCAUCCGCAAGUACAUCGAACCUCAGCUCAACGAAGCCAUGCGACGCGUCAUGAAACAGUUCGCAGGCCACAAUUUGCAAGAUCACCGAUGCGAUGGAUACCCCAUCGCCGUCUUUGUCGGUGCCACCGCCAUCGACACGGGCAGCAUCAUUCAGCCUCACGUUUCAGGCGCUGUCUCGCUCUACUUUGGGCCCGGUCAUCCCAAAAAUAUGGCUUCGCUUCUCCCCGAACAAGACCGCACGCCCAGUCACCUUCUCAACCCCAGAGCGCCCACGCCCUCCUCGCUCUCCCGCCGUGCUGAAUUGCGUUCAGCCAUCACUGCGCUCCACACCAUUUAUGAGCUCUACCGCGGCCGCGCCUGUGCGCACGUCUGCAUCGACUCGGCCUACGUCGCCAAAGCUUGGGGCACCUGGAUCCCCACUUGGGAGCUCAAAGGCUGGCCAGGUGAGGACGACGAGGAGGAGGGCGAUCGCGAACGUUGGGAGGAAGAGUACUACGAGCGACGCAGAACCCAGCGCAGGGCCUACGACAGGCACGGUGCCAGGUACAUGGGUCUACCUGAUCGACGCGGUGGCAGCGGCAGGGACGGUUACGCGAGCGAUGGAGGCCGCUACCGCGACUCGCGAGCGCCUUCUCGUCGCAGAGAGUACGACGAUCGCGACGACUGGCUCUCCAACGACCCUUAUGCCAAUCACAGCCCAAGACGAGCGACCCGACGACGCGGUGGCCGCAGCAACUACGACUGUCCGUCCGAGGAAGACUCACCUCCCCGAGGAGGUCGUCGCAGAUACGACCCUGUAGACGACUACCGCCAUGCAGAUUCCUAUUCGCCUGACCGCUCUUCCUUUCGUCGCCGGCCCAUGCGCCGAGCACCAGGCCGACGUCUCGUGGACGAGGACCUGCUUCGAGAACUCGCCGACAUUCGCUACGAGUUUGCACGUGUCGAGCGCGAUCGCAAGGGCUCCGCUCACCUCUACCUCAUCGAUCGUAGCAACAACCCCGCUGACCGCAUGGCUCGCGCCGUCGUCAAGUCCGAGGGAAGCCUGCUCAACAGUCAAGCCGACGAGUUCGAUGCGCCCUCCGAGGUUGGCCUGCACGUCGACCAGGCUCAUUCUUCGGAUGAAGAGGUGCUUGAUGACGAGAACGAAGAAUGGCUCGAGACCCGCAGCCGAUUCUCAGUUGCCUCGAGGAGCACCAAAGGCGGUCCAAGGCGCGGAAACAGUCGGCCCAACACGAGAAACAGUAUCAUCUCGAACGCAUCCGGUAGGUUGCGAUCCUCGACUUCUUUGCCUGCGGGCCAUUUGAAGGGCGCGUCAAGGAGGCAGCUUGACACAUUCACCGAGGAAGAUGAGGAUGAUCUCGCAGCAGACGCAAGGUCUGUCAGGACUCACCGGUCUGAACGCUCGAGAAAGUCAACACGAGCCGAGAGAGAAAGGGAUGAGUAUCGUGCGCGACAGGAUAAGCUGGAUGCCGAGGCGGUCGCCAUAGUUAAACGUUCUACUACGCAGUCAUCCACCAGAAGGACAGCACCGCAUGCGGGCCGCUUGGCUCUGGCUCCUAGGGAGCGCGGUGGUAAUAGCUCGAGGAUCUCGAUCGAUUCGCGCAGGGAAGACACACGCGCGUCGAUCGAGCUGCUCUCUCCGGAUACAGCAUCGCGACGUGGAUCGAUCGACAGCAGGCGUAGGCUCAGCAAUGUGCGUUCGCAGCCCGAUUUGCGAGAUGCCACUCGAGCACGCAAGGAUCGAUCUACGGUGCUUAGCGCGCUGGCCUCAGCGGCUACCUACCGGGGUGACGAUGACGAGCAAGACGAGCAUGACGGGCGUGACGAGCAUGACUUUGAGCCUCGCCCACGCCGUUCUGUACAGCUUCCCGUAUCUGAUGUGCGUGGACCGAGGCAGACACGUAGCCGCAUCAUGUCGGAGCAAAACGACUACCCGCAGAUGGACGACCUCGUACCUCCUGCGCGUAUGUGGGAUAGCGGCUCUGUAUACUCGCGUCACAGCGUGGACAAUCGUCAGCCUGCAUCUCCGCACUCUCAACGCAAAGGCCUCUUCGGCACUCGUCCGUCCGACGUCCCCGCACACCGCGCACCCGCCACGCCCAAAAAAACAAGCUUCGGCCUCUUCUCAAACCGCUCCACCCCCUCGCUCCACCGCUCCCCUGCUCCCGAAGACGCCGACUACCAAUGGUCCAAAACCAGCCGCAACAAGCGCCAACAGCGCGAGCAGCGCGAGUGGCAUUCCACCACCGCACACGAUGACCCCACCAGUCACUGGGACGACCAUUCCCCCAAGAAGGGUGGACUCUUGAGCCGCAUGUUUGGCCGCAAAAAGUGA